AUGUAAUAAAACAUUAUAUAUUAAAAAGAAUAGAUAACAAAGGGUUAGUCUAUAUUUGGCAGAAUUUGUUCUUGUUUAAGCUUCCUAAAAUCAAAAUAACACCAACAAAGUUAACAGAAAUAUUAAUUAGGGAUUGAUAGUCCUAAAUCUUCGUUUUUAGUACUUUUUCAAAAUUAUUUUGUUAGGGACAAAGAAAACUUAUAGUUCUAGAUUUAGAUGAAACCUUAGUACAUAGUUAGUUCUAAAUAAUAAAUGGUUAUGAUUUUUCAAUUGAUGUAAUAUACAAUUUAAAUAUCAGAUAAUUGUCCAAGGAUAAUUAUUUAAAGUUUAUGUAACAAUAAGACCAGGAGUUUAUGAGUUUUUAGAAUAACUUAAUGAAUUUUAUGAUAUAGUUUUUUGGACAGCAAGUCUAUAAGAAUAUGCUGAUCCUGUAAUGGAUUUUAUUGAUCCCAACAAUAGAGCUAUUGGUAGAAUGUAUAGAGAUAGUUGUACACCCUUACAAAUUGGAUUAACAAAAAAUCUAAAUAAAUUAGGCAGAGAUCUUAAAGACAUUAUUAUUGUAGAUGUAAUCUAUAAGAUUUAUCAAAAGAAUUCUGUUCUGUCAUUUCACUUAAACCCAGAAAAUGGAUUUUAAAUUAAAGAUUUUUUCUUUGAUAAGUAAGACCAAGAAUUAGAAUUAAACUUGCCUUUUUUUAUUUGGUUAUCUUAAGUAUUAUUAUGUAAAUAAAAAAGUUACCAGAUGUACGUCCAGUUUCUAAUUUAUAUUAAUAGUUUAAAAGUACUUCAUCUGAUGUUUUGAAUAUGAGAAAUGCUAAUACUAUCAACAGUUAAUUUUAAUAAAAUCAACAAAAAUUUUAUAACCUUUCAAGAUCAUUAUCCCUUUAAAAGGCAAGGAUGAUGCUCUCUAAUUAAGUUAUAAGAACAUUAACCUUAUCAAAAGAAGAAGAGCAAGAUGAAUUAGAUGAAAAUAAAAUUAGAGAGAAACUAGGAUUAAAUAAGCCAAAAUUUGAUUAAGAAAUUUAAUAAAAAAAAUAAACAGAAGAAGAUGAUAAAGAAACUUAUGAAAUGGCAAAUUGA
Molecule: messenger RNA, 1077 nt
Organism: Paramecium sonneborni
Lineage: Eukaryota; Ciliophora; Oligohymenophorea; Peniculida; Parameciidae
Source: the annotation of a GenBank genome assembly